Messenger RNA from Drosophila ananassae, 6383 nucleotides. It is a transcript of the gene Nhe2, whose product is annotated as sodium/hydrogen exchanger 3. The coding region runs from base 647 to 4933 and encodes 1428 amino acids. NCBI's taxonomy places the organism in Eukaryota, Metazoa, Arthropoda, Insecta, Diptera, Drosophilidae. Gene Ontology annotation, molecular function: sodium:proton antiporter activity. Gene Ontology annotation, biological process: proton transmembrane transport; sodium ion transport; regulation of pH. Gene Ontology annotation, cellular component: membrane. The transcript is spliced from 22 exons. The record is from RefSeq and is a predicted model, not a curated record.
GCUUCGAUUUCUCAGUUCUCCGCUCUUUCGAAACGUAUUUUCCUCGGUUUCUCCCAUUCAAUUCGCAGCUGCAGAACAAACAGCAUUUUAUUUUUGCCUCGGUUGCGGAAAAUUUUGAUUUUCCAUUUUCCUCAGACCAGCCCGCCGAAACGGGGAAAUUAAUUUUUGAAAUUUUUGAAAAAAAAGAGAAAGAAUUUUCGAAAAUGUAUCGAAGUGAAAGCAAGCCGUGUUUCUACAGUACUUUGUGAUAUCGAACAUUUUUCAAAUGUUUUGUGAACAAAAUUAAAUAUUAAUGGACGUUGUGUGGUGGCAUUGGUCGCGAAUAAAUUAAAAAUCAUUUAUUUAUUACACACGUCCGCAGUGCGGAUCAAAACAAAAUCGGAAUCGGAAGCCAGGAGAGUGAAAGGAGAGAGAGAGUGAAAGAGGCCGCCGAAAGAGAGUGCGAAAAAUAGUGACAAAGAGGAACAGCUGCCGGCUGAUUUGUUGUGGAAAGGAAGAAAGAAACAACAAGUAAAACAUAUACUAAACCACAAAGAGAAGUAACCAAAAAAAAAAAGAGUAAAUCAUAGCCAGACAGAAGGACAGAAGAAACUGCCUGAAGAAAAAGGAUAAUAGGAAGUAGUAUGCCAGAGCUGCAGAGAUCGCAAUGAGCAACCUUACGGAACAGGACUACGACAGUGCCACGCCGGCACUGGAACAGCAAAUGAAUCUGGCCAGGCGAGCCUGCUGGAGAAGCGGCAAGGACCUCCCCACGACAGCCAGUCCUAAUCCUGCAAAACCACCGAGUGAUGAAAGCAAAACAAAAAUAGAACCAGAAACUAAAGCCAGAGUUACGAAAGCAACCUGCAAUGCCAGCCCGAGUGGGCUCUUCGGUAAACGGGCCGUCCUGCUCCUGGCGCUGUGCCUCCUCCUUGGCCUCUCCCAGGGGAGACCGAACAUGAGUGUGACUCCUGGCAAGGACAGUGGUCUGGAUGCGGGUGCGGUCACCCAGCUAAAUCUGGCCCAGCCACCGCCGACUGCCGACGUUGCCAAGGAUGGUGAUGAGCCCACGGAACACCCAUCCCACAGACUGCCACGUGCCGAGCCGCUCAAGUCCAAUGAACAGAAUCCCACAGACGAGGAGGAGGGUGGCCACAAAAUGGAAAGGUAUCCGCUCUCCAGCGUGGAUUUUGGCCGUGUUAAGACGCCGUUCAUCAUCGGAAUCUGGAUCCUGUCGGCCAGUAUAGCCAAGAUUGGAUUCCAUAUGACGCCCAAAUUGCAUCUAAUAUUUCCGGAGUCGUGCCUGCUGAUUGUCGUGGGUGUGGUCAUUGGUGUAGUUUUAUAUUUCUGCACCGAUGUCGCCGUAUCCCCCCUAACACCGAACACAUUCUUCUUCUAUAUGCUGCCGCCGAUUAUCCUGGACGCCGGUUACUUUAUGCCCAAUCGAUUGUUCUUCGACAACCUGGGCACCAUUCUGCUGAUGGCGGUGGUCGGAACCAUCUUCAAUAUUGCCACCAUUGGGGGUUCCCUCUACGCCUGCGGCCUGUUUGGCAUUUACGGGGAGGGCGAGACUCCGGGCCUGAUGGACGUCUUUCUGUUCGCCUCCCUUAUAUCCGCCGUAGAUCCGGUGGCUGUGCUGGCCGUGUUCGAGGAGAUUCAUGUCAACGAGAUCCUGUACAUUGUUGUUUUUGGCGAGUCCUUGCUAAACGAUGCCGUUACUGUUGUCAUGUACCACAUGAUGGAGUCCUACAACGAGAUUGGCCUAGACAAGAUAAUUGCCCAGGACAUAGCCAGUGGAGUGGGUUCCUUCUUUGUGGUUGCCCUAGGAGGCACUGCCAUAGGCAUCAUCUGGGGUUUCCUCACUGGUCUAGUCACUCGGUUUACGGAUCAUGUUCGUGUCAUAGAACCUAUUUUCAUUUUUGUAAUGGCCUAUCUGGCCUACCUCAAUGCGGAAAUCUUUCACAUGAGCGGUAUCUUGGCCAUCACAUUCUGUGGCAUCACAAUGAAAAACUAUGUGGAAUCGAAUAUAUCCCAAAAGUCCCACACGACUGUUAAAUAUGCCUUGAAAAUGCUGUCCAGUUCGGCGGAGACCAUUAUCUUUAUGUUCCUAGGCGUGGCCACGGUGAACAAUAUGCACGUAUGGAAUACGUGGUUUGUGGUGCUGACCAUCGCCUUCUGUUCAGUGUUUCGUGUGAUAGGAGUAAUUCUACUGUCGGCCAUUGCCAAUCGCUUCCGCUUGCACAAGUUGUCGCGAGUGGAUCAGUUUGUGAUGUCCUAUGGUGGAUUGCGUGGUGCUGUUGCCUUCGCCUUGGUCCUGUUGGUGGAUGAGAAUGUGGUCAAGCAGAAGAACAUGUUUGUUACCACCACAAUAGCUGUGAUCUACUUUACUGUCUUCCUGCAAGGCAUCACCAUCAAGCCGCUGGUGAAGAUCCUGAAUGUGAAGCGAGCCAAUAAACGCAAGCCCACCAUGAACGAGCGUAUUCACGAAAGAUUCAUGGAUCACUUGAUGGCCGGCAUUGAAGAUAUUGUGGGCAAGACAGGCAACUACAAUGUGCGUGAUAAAUUCAAGCGUUUCGACAAUCGCUUCAUUCGCCCUCUGCUGAUCAGAGAUCUAAAGGGCGCUGAGCCGAAGAUCAUCGAGACGUACUCCAAACUGACAAUGCGCGAUGCCAUGGAGGUGAUGAGACGAAAUCCAUCGACCAUUGGCCAGAUGACGGGCACCGAGUCGAUGAGCGCCCUGUUCCGGAAUUAUACCAAUAACUAUAUUGGCGGCAGGUGGGCACCGCCAACCAUAUACACCACCUGUCCCAGCUUGACAAAUCUUGACAAUACUUGUUCCCGCAAUCUGGAUAUGGCCGAGCUUGAUUAUAAUCCAUCCAAAAAGGAUCUGACUGAUGCCAAGAUCCAUCAUCUCUUGGCCGAAGAACUAAAGCCUUAUAGAAGGGCUUCAAUACAAAUGCACCGUCGUCUUAGUUAUAGCCGACACGCAGUAGAUGACAGAGAUUUGUCCACCCAGGUCAAUUAUAAGAUGCAAAUGAACUUCCGGCGAAUGUUCAAUGAUCGGAAACAUCACAAGCGCAGCAAACGUGGUGCCAGCAAUAAGGAGCCCAAGGAGAAUGUCAAACAAAAUCAUGUCUCUUUCCAUGAUUUUCAACAGAACGGCACCACCAAGCAGCUCACCAAUGGUACGAAUUCGAGUUCAAACCAUUCAAGAAAAAAAUCUUACAGAAAAAGACAUACUCACAAUUCACUUAAAAAAUAUCGUAGAUUAGAAAUAGACUAUAUUAACAAUGUGCUUAACGAAACAGCCGAGGAGUGCCAACAGAACCCCAACGAGAUCAAUGUUGUUGGCCCCAGCGACGAUUGGGAUGACGGCCUGACCUUCACCGCCAAAUCAUCACCUGACUCGGAUCGCGCCAAUAACAAUUCCCUGAUAGCCCACAUCCAAAACCUUCCCGGUUUUGAUGCCUCCAAGGCCCGCAUCGUCGUCCAGCACUAUGCGCCCAAGGUGGACGACAGUCCGGAGCCAGAGUUAGACUCCCCGGAUCCGCCCGUCGGGCCAACGGCGGCCGAGUUGAUAUUGCCUUGGCGGCGGGACCGAUCAUACCAGAGCAUUGUGGCUGAACAUCCGAUACCCGAGGAGGAUCGCAACCUUUCGCGUGAAUCUGAUGGCGAAAGGCGAGUGGCCACACCCACUGCCACGGAAUCCCAGCUGCCGUGGAAACGCCAGGGCGACGAGUGUACGGAUGCAGUGCAGCAGAACGAGUUUCCCGCCUGGGCCUCGAACAAGGAGUACUUGGCCUACAACUCCCCCAGUGCAACAUUCCUAGGUGGUAUAAACAAGCCUAAACAGCCCAAGUCCGUCAUAGGUCUCUUCCGGCGUGAGAGUUCCAGCUCCAAGGCCGGCAGCACCGGAAUCGGCAGUACGGGUACCGUGGAUGGCGCCGCCAGCAGCGCAGAUCCCAUGGUUGUGCCUUCCUCCCAAGCCAUCCAACCGCCGGCGGUGGGUGGCGGACCGGGUCCGUCGACAUCGAUGCAAAAUCCCCGGCUGGACAAGCGCUCCCAGUCGAUAUCAUCCGGUUCGCUGGGCGCCGGAGCCCAUCAACUCGGACCGGAUGGCCAUUCCGGUCCAUUUCCGGUUACGGCUAGUCAUCGGCGGAAUGUGCGCAGAGGCUCCAUGCUGGAGCUGAGCGGACUCAUUGCAACUGGACGCAGGCCCAGUAGAAUUUUGCAAUUUAGUCCAGGAGCAACUAAUUUACUAGAGUCAGCCACGAUCACAAGUCCUUCUCCUCCACCACCUCCUCCUACUACUACUACUACUACUACUUCAAGAACAACGAAAACAACAAGUACAUCUACCACCAAGAACCACACCAACAAUUCAACAGAAACCACAUCAGGCAGUGCGAGUUACUCGACGCCAACCUCCCCGAGAUCGGAGGAUAGCGCCACAUACUAUCCAAAUGACACAAUACCCGAGGAGUCGUCGUACCAGCAUGGCCACUCCAAGUCCCUCUGCGAGCCGGCGGAUUCGGAUGACUGGGAUGGAGCACCUCUGUCCGCCGCCAGCGGGGCUAACAGCGAGAGAAUGAUGCGGAGCGGGCGGGAACCGCUCCUGCCACGCCCCUCCAACACACCCCGCGCCCAAAUCCGACGCAUGAACGCCGGGGCCGUGGGCGGGGCAGUUGGUAGCCUGGGCGGCCGUAAGAAUCAGGUGACCAAAGCCCUACUCGACUACGAGGACUCCGAAACGGACUCCGAAGAGGACGACGAUGAUGAUGAGGACGAGGAUUUCGAUCUGUACGAUGACGAGAACAUUGUGGUGACCACCUUUACCACGCCAGCAGCUCCGGGCGCCAGGAGACCCGGAUCGAGUCCUGGUUCCGGAUCGGAUGCCACCACCACCACGACGAGCAUUCGGCUGACCCGCAACAACGACGAGAGCAUCAUUUGAGUUUCGAGCACGGAUGGCGAUGUGGAGGAGGAUCUGGAGGACGAUUCCCUCGCAGGACCAUCUCGCCAAACGAAGCGAUUGCGCCGGAGGCUGUUCCAGUACGAGAUGUUCUACUAACCGCCGUUUGGAUACCCAUUUGUAUGACUAGUUUGUAAGCCGAAAGUUGGCCAGGAGCUGCUAAAUAGUUUUUCCCCGAAAAUGGUUUAAAAAAAAAGCUUUAUAAUUAAUAUUAAAAUCAAGAGAAACAAGAAAACAAAUUCGGACAAAAAAUGUAGAUAAAAUAUAGUUGAAAAAAAUAAGAAAAUUGUAUAUAAAAAAAAGAAACCAAUUAUGAAACAAAAAAUGAUUUCUUCUUGAUCGUUUAGGUUGCUUUUUUAACUUCCAGUUUGUGUUUAGAGUGCUAGGGUCCCGAUUGUUAUCCUUAUGUACCAUAUACUUAUAUAUAAAAAAUAAUAUUUAAAACCAAUUAGUGAUUACAGAUGAUGUGUUCCAAAAUAGAAUGAAAGAAAAUUGUUUAAUAACUAAUUAACUUAACAGCGCGUAGCCAAAGUUCAUAUUAAGCCUUUAACUAAAAUUAAUUUCGUUGUUUUUAGUUUUAGGCAAAGUGUACUAAGUUUGAGAUCACACUACUAUGGUACUUAAGCGCAGUACUUAGUUCGAUAAAGUAGCGAAAAAAGCAGAGUUUAGUUAAAUUAUAGCCUUAGUUAGUUAAGGGUUAGGUCCUUCAUUUCCGAAUAUAGCCACAAAGAGUCAAAGAGCAGAAUUUUUCCAAACUGUAACUACAAGAUUUCAGAUUUCAUUUUAUUCACUGGCAUUACUGGCAUUUCUGAGAAAGGCUUUCGCUGACCUAAACUUUAAAUAAAUAAUAAAAUAUAUACACAAAUCAAGUAACUAAUAGACGAAGGGUAAAUGGAAAGAGUUAUGUAAUUUAUAAAUUAUUUUUAUAAAAAUUUAUGAACGAUAAUGAUGGAAUGAUAAUGACUAGAACGAGAGUUUUGUGAAAAUUUUUGUGCGAAUGACCAGAAUUGAGCAAGCCAGGAUUGGAGUAUGAAGCUAAAAUAAUAAUAUGCUCAAAGAACCGUGUAAAUUACACCCCAGGGCCUAGGUAACUAAAUACACUAUGCUGAUGUAGUUUUCGAAGAAACACUAUAGCCAAUAUCCAGAUGUUAAUGGAACUCUGGAACCUACCUACCUAAAAUUAUUCGCGGCGAGUCGUGGAAUAUAACACACAUACCUACCUACUACGAUCAAUGUAAACUACUAUAUAUAUUUAAAAACAUAUAUAUUUUGUAACUCAUGAGCAACUGGCUUAGUGUACCAACUCUUUAUUUGACCAUCAACCUACGACCUAAGUAUUAUGUUCUAUCCAAGAAAUUGCCUUCUGAAUAUGCACACCAGAUCAUUUCAAAUAUUAUUUGUAUCGGAAAGACAAUAAACAGCUACAAGAUGA